CCACCGGUCAAAACUGAAACUAAACGAACAGCGGAGAAGUUUCCACUCUCCCAGAUAAUAGCUUUUGUUUGGAAACAGAUCUGAGACCUUGUUCAUAAGCAGCCCGGCACAGUGGCGAGGUGACUCAUCAGAUUAAGAAAAUCAGAUAGCGUACAAUUAGAGUUUCUUUUCCAGUUAAAUGAAAGUAGAGUUCAGUUUCUGUCAGUUUUGAAAUGAUGUGGCGGUGAUUCACCUGUUGACUCCUCCCGAGCCAGUCGCCACAUGAAGAUAACAACCGCAACACAGCUGCUUUAUGGAAUAUGACUCACAAUUCAACCGGCUCAACAUCACACUGUCUACGAUGGCUCAUAACAUCAUUGUUUUCUUCGACCUGGAGACCACUGGACUAGACACCACAGUGUGUGACAUCAUCCAGGUGGCGGCCAUCUGUGGAGAGAAGGUCUUUAACGUCCACACCCUCCCCCGCCGGGCCCUCACCGAGAGCGCCACACAGGUGACGGGCUUCACCGUCAGUAACGACCGCUUGUUUCUCCGCGGGGCUCCAGUUAACACCAUCCCUCUUGUUGAUGCUCUCACCUCCUUCAUUGACUUCCUGCGCUCCUUCCACCAGCCCGUGCUGCUGGCAGCCCACAAUGCAAAGCGGUUUGAUGCACCUGUGCUCAACAGAGUGCUGCGACAGCUCUCCCUGCAGCAUAAGUUCCAGCAGGUGGUGUCUGGGUACGUGGACACCUUCCUGCUAAGCAAGAACCUCAACCAAGGUUUACGCAGUCAUUCUCAGGAGUACUUGGUCAGCCACUUCCUGGGAAGGACCUACAACGCCCAUAAUGCAGUGGAGGAUGCCAAAAUGCUGCAGGCGCUGUUCAACUCAUGGAAGCCCAAUAACUGGCACAUUUCAAGAGUUACCUUUUCAACCAAAGCAUAUUUUUAAAGGCUACACAAAGCAACAACAAUCAGGCCACUUAAACAAAAAAAAUCAUUUGAAAAUUAAUCUUUUUUUGUCCUUAUUUGUUUGGACAGAGUGAUAUUUUAUACAUUCAGGAGAAAGUGAAAUGAAUAAAUGUCAUGUGAUUGGCAACAAAUAAUGCAUGUUACACCCCCUACUCACAGAUAUGUAAUGCUCAAACUGUAUAAUAAUGUGUAUUGAUGUCUAAUGUACUACUACAAGUUAGUAACAUAUGUCAUAUUCACAAGUGUUGUGUUUUCCCAGUGAAUUGUAGCACAAUUUCCCCACAAUAAACAUUAAACUUCCAUUUGAUUUUUC
This is a messenger RNA of Etheostoma spectabile (orangethroat darter), 1261 nucleotides long. Its product is annotated as DNA polymerase III PolC-type. The record is from RefSeq and is a predicted model, not a curated record. The coding region runs from base 293 to 928 and encodes 211 amino acids. Gene Ontology annotation, biological process: DNA catabolic process. Gene Ontology annotation, molecular function: nucleic acid binding; 3'-5'-DNA exonuclease activity. Lineage: Eukaryota; Metazoa; Chordata; Actinopteri; Perciformes; Percidae. The transcript is spliced from 3 exons. Gene Ontology annotation, cellular component: cytoplasm.